This is a messenger RNA of Sebastes umbrosus (honeycomb rockfish), 5231 nucleotides long. RefSeq names its product E3 ubiquitin-protein ligase RNF19A-like. NCBI's taxonomy places the organism in Eukaryota, Metazoa, Chordata, Actinopteri, Perciformes, Sebastidae. The coding region runs from base 388 to 2955 and encodes 855 amino acids. Gene Ontology annotation, molecular function: zinc ion binding; ubiquitin protein ligase activity; ubiquitin conjugating enzyme binding. Gene Ontology annotation, cellular component: ubiquitin ligase complex; cytoplasm. Gene Ontology annotation, biological process: positive regulation of proteasomal ubiquitin-dependent protein catabolic process; ubiquitin-dependent protein catabolic process; protein polyubiquitination. The record is from RefSeq and is a predicted model, not a curated record. The transcript is spliced from 10 exons.
CUGCCUUGACAACAACAGUCACUCACUGAGGGGAAAUGUACAUUUGGCUUGUCCUGCGAAGUUUUCCUGCAACAAAUGCACGGCUUUACUGAGAGAUGGAGACACCGACGUACACUUGUGUUGUGAAGUAAAAGGUGGACCAUUGAACGGUUGGUGUCCCACAUCUGAACAUCUACAUCUCAUCACUGUGAUUUAACUCAGGGACAGACAACACCGCAGACUUCCAGACCUCCUAUACCAACCACUAUGUCCUAGCCAACAGCGGCCCAGCCCCCUCCCCUGACCAUCCUGUCCCUCUCUCCAUCUUCCUCCCUCUCACAGUCCUUCAUCUUCUCUCCUGAUGUGGUGAUUUCUGGUCGUACCACCAGCGGCGCCCCCUUUGGCGUGAUGAGCAGCCUGCACCAGCAGCAUCAUGGCAGCACCGGCUCAGAGCGAGACCUUCACUCUGUUGCCUCCUCUGUCAGCCUCCCAUCAGUUAGAAAGACCCCCAAAAAGCGCCGCCUUUCCCUCCACUCGCUCUUCAGUCGGCGGCGGCGGCCUGACCGCGACCCCAAGCGCAAAUCCAGGACUCUGCAAGCUGGAGCUGGAGCAGGAGUGGACGGCAUCGUCAGCGCAGAAAGCGUCCAGUCAGAGACUGUCACCGAUAAAACCUCUACCCACUCUGUGCUGGCUUUAGCAUCGACUUCAUCAUUGUCCGGUUCUUUAUCAGAGCUGCUGGAGUGCCCUCUGUGCCUACUGCGCCAUGCACGCGACCGCUUCCCAGACAUCAUGACCUGUCACCACCGCUCAUGUGCGGACUGCCUGCGGCAGUACCUGCGCAUCGAGAUCUCAGAGUCUCGCGUCAACAUCUGCUGCCCCGAGUGCUCGGAGCGCUUCAAUCCCCACGACAUCCAGAUGAUCCUGGGGAACCGAAACCUCAUGGAGAAGUACGAGGAGUUCAUGUUGAGGAGGUGGCUGGUGGCGGAACCCGACUGCCGCUGGUGCCCGGCCCCCGACUGUGGUUAUGCAGUCAUUGCGUUUGGCUGUGCCAGCUGCCCAAAGAUCACCUGCGGGCGUGAGGGCUGUGGGACGGAGUUCUGCUACCACUGCAAACAGCUGUGGCAUCCCAACCAGACAUGUGACACCGCACGGCAACAAAGGGCCCAAAGCCUCCGGUUGAGAACUUUCAGGUCCUCCUCCCUCAGCUACAGCCAAGAGAGCGGAGCCGCAGGCGAUGACAUCAAGCCGUGCCCUCGUUGUGCCGCCUACAUCAUCAAGAUGAAUGAUGGGAGCUGUAAUCACAUGACCUGCGCUGUCUGCGGCUGCGAGUUUUGCUGGCUGUGCAUGAAGGAGAUCUCUGAUCUGCACUAUUUAAGUCCGUCAGGCUGCACCUUCUGGGGGAAGAAGCCCUGGAGCAGAAAGAAGAAGAUCCUCUGGCAGCUCGGCACGCUGGUGGGCGCACCCGUGGGCAUCGCCCUCAUAGCCGGCAUCGCCAUCCCUGCGAUGAUCAUUGGCAUCCCAGUCUACGUGGGCAGAAAGAUCCAUAAUCGUUAUGAGGGCAAAGACAUCUCUAAACACAAGAGGAACUUGGUGAUAGCUGGAGGUGUGACGCUGUCUGUGAUCGUGUCGCCUGUGGUCGCAGCCGUCACUGUUGGCAUCGGCGUCCCCAUCAUGCUGGCGUACGUCUACGGAGUUGUCCCGAUCUCCCUGUGCCGGAGCGGUGGCUGUGGAGUGUCCGCUGGCAACGGCAAAGGGGUGCGAAUCGAGUUUGACGACGAAAAUGACAACAUCGGUAGCGGGGCAGCAGCCACAGACACAACCUCGGUGGCGGAGACUCGGCUCAACAAUCCCAGCCUCGGAGAUGGAGCGAGCGUCGGCGGCCUGACGGGCCUGAGCGUCAGCGGGAGCCACAUGGAGCGCUGCGGCGUGAGCUCCACUCAUCGGGACAACAUGAGCGACAACGCCAGCACCACGGCGCUCGCCGGGACCAGCAUCACAGGCAGCCUCUCCGGCAGCUGCUACAACAGGAUGGAAGUGCAGGCUGAUGUCCAGAAGGAGCGCUGUAGUCUGAGCGGGGAGUCGGCCACCGUCAGUCUCGGGACAAUCAGUGACAACGCGAGCACAAAAGCCAUGGCAGGAUCCAUCCUCAAUGCCUAUAUGCCUCUGGAAAGAGACAAUAGUCUGGACGCACAGGCAGACGUCGAGUCCAAACAGGAGAAGUUGAGGCACUGCAGCGCCAGCAGCAGCUUGGAUGAAGCCAGCUGUAGCAGCAGCACUGUCGGCCUUAAAGGUGCCAGCGGUGGUACGUGCUCAUGUCCCUCCACCUGCUGCUGCGUGCAGCAUGACAACCACGGCUGCCCGUCGUCCCCCUGGUCAAAGGAACCCUCCACCUCAUGGGGCAAGAAGAGCCGAGGAAAGCUUUGGAAACGAGCCAGCAGCAGCAGCAGCGGCAAAGGGGACACGAAAAUAAACGAGACGCGAGGAGACAUGGAUGCUCAGCUCCUGGAGCAGCGCAGCACCAACUCCUCCGAGUUCGAUUCACCGUCUCUGAGCGGCAGCCUGCCCUCGGUGGCCGACUCGCACUGUAGCCACUUCUCAUCGGAGCUCAGCUGCUCGGACCCUGAAACCUCAAGACCAGCUCAACCGCCCUGCUCCGCCCCAACGGACCCCCACCUUCAUCAUCCCGCCACCGCCACCUUCAACGACGUCACCAUCACACCCAUGCCCGAGGUGGAGAACGACCGCCUGGAGCAUCAUCCGCCUCAGAGUAGCCACGCAGCCUUCGCCCACCGCCUGCAAUCGUCAUCUCCACCUGCUUCACCCAAAGAGGGAAGUAGCGGGACGUUUCUGUACAUCAGUGAGGAGAGUGGAGGCGCCGACGCAGAGCCAGAGAAGAAAAGUCAAGAGACCACCAAAAACACUGCCGCACAGCCUGUAAGCCCGUCAAGGAACCGCUGUAUACAAACAGAAAUCUAAAAGGAACUCUCUCCUGUUCUUCUGGUGGUGUUAGCGCUGCUAGCUCAGUUAGCCUUAUCUUCACUAUUUAGUGAAAUCCCCCACAUGCAUUUUGGGAAGGUGGUGGUCAAGUUUAAGGCUAUAAUCUUAAGUAUAAUUGAAGUUUUACCUGCUGUGGAUGCAGGCAGGAAUAUUACGUGAAUGUCAGUCUAUACGGUUACAGAGAGGGUCGAGGUCUAAGUUGAUAGAGAGAUUUGUGAAUGAAGUAAACAGGAGCACAGUGAAGUCAAAGCAUAUCAGUGGGUUCUGCUCUUCAGUGACCGAACAAGCAAGACGUGUGUGAACCAGACGUUUCAGCCUGUUGUUGAAGCAGGAGCAGCAAGUAGAAGGUGGAGUUGAAUGUCUGUGGACAGGUUGUAAAGAGAGCAGAGUCUGACCCUUGAAUGAUGUUUUGGAUCUGAGCUCGAGGCAGGUCCUACCCUUUUCCUGAGCAGAAGUGAUAAAGCUGGAUAGGAGCAAGUAAAAUAUCUGGUAUUCUUUUCAAGUUGAGCUGCUAUUUUAAAGCCUGAACCUAUCCUCCCUCUGCAAAAAUCUGGUUUGCAUGAAUCAGGGAUGGAUGUGUCAUCACUGUGGUCCACCGCUGUGCCACCACCAGUUCAUUCUGUGAGAAACACCACAGCUAAAGGAUUGUUGAACCGGAGAGGGGACCAGUCCGUACAGUAGCACAUUUUUAUUUUUACCAUAAUCACCUAUAAGAAAAAUCAUUAUUGUUGCAUUUGUUUAAAAUGUGUUUCUUCGUGCUUUGUCUUUGCUUAUUUUUAUUUUCCAUUUUUGGGAAAGUUGGUUUUAAUGUUGAAACCCUGUGUUGGGUCCAAACUCUUUAUAGUAUGAUCGAGCGGGAAAACGUAGCCCUUUUUUUUUAAAUAUUGUGGAUUUAAGACAGCGGCCGUCUUCACAAGCCUGUCUGCACUGGUAAAAUAAUAGUGUUUUGUUUGUGGUUGCACCUGUUCAAAUGUAAACCAAGUCUUCACUGCAGUUUUUUUUUUAGUAUAUUAUGGAAUUAUGAGAGGUAUAUUAAAGAUUAAAAGGGAAUUUUAAGUUAUUCCUUGUAAACAGAACUGAGAAAAGCCCAGUUUUUAUAUUUGAAACUGUAGCAUUUCUUACAAUUUUAUAGGGGCUGGAAAGUCUACCAAACAAUGUAUUUGCAAUAAGAAAACAAAGCUUUUUAAUAACUACUUAGCCAGAGCAGAUGUGUCCAGUCACGGGAACACAUCGACUUUAUAGCGAAACCAGCUCUGAUCUAGUUAAAGGUGCAAUGGGAAACUCCUCUUGUGUAUUUGAGCACAUACUGUACAUCUGUCAGUGAUUUAGUAUUCAGUAGUGAAUGUAUGAUGAUGAUAAAUAGGGGUUACAUGUUUAAUUCUCCCUCUCAAUGAUAUCCAAAUCAAAAUAUAAUUUUUGAUUCAGAGCUUUGGGUGUAUUUUAACUACAAUGUGUUUUGUUGUUCUUAAAUCCUUGCAAAUGAUUAAUGCAAAUAAUUUUUAUAUUUUUUUGGACCCACAGUGCCUUUUUUGGGGGAAAAAUCCUUUGUAUUGUGUUUUUAUUUUAUUUUUAUUUCUUCAUUCUGUGUGUCUUCAAAUGAUAAACAUAAAAAUCAUGAGAGAAUGAAUUAUAUUUGCCUCAUAAAACGCAUGAAACGUCACACGAAACACUCACCCUCCCCUGAGACUAAUGCUAGCUGUCACUCUAGUUUGUUUAGCUUACCAAAGACUGCUCUCAGGCGACUCACAUUAAACCUGAUUUUGAGGCAGUACUUUAAGACCAAAAUAUUUGUUUUAGGAAUUAUGUUUUGAAAAUGUUUUCCUCAAGUAGCCAAAGUCAGCUCACCUGUGUUGUCAGUCGCCUCCUGUUGGCAAUAAAAACCCUGUCUAUCCAAAGCAAUCAGCAUUUUGAGGAUCAGAUGUUGCGUUCAGCAGCUGUUGUGAAUUUUCAGCGCUGACCACAGAUUACUUUGCUGUGAUGUCAACCAGCCGGAGUAAAGAGUCUGUGAUGUCGACUAGAAAGAGUUUCGGUGCACCUCAAAAAGCCUCCAGCUGCAGGAUGUUCCCGCCCUGAUAAUGUUUCUUCUGUUAAAUUCAUGUGAAUUUUAUAUUAUUAUUUGAAGACUAGUACCAGGUCUAUUUUCUAAACUUGGUCAAAAGAAGCUUAUGCUAUUUGAAAAAGUAUAUAUUCCCUAAUUAUUUGCUUUAUAAUGUGCAUGUAAAUGCAUAUCCUUAAACAUUAAAAUUCUCAAUCAA